CAUAUAUAACACUUAUUACGUUUUCACGUUCCUUAAUCAAGUUUUGCUUCUUCUGCUAAACGCAUUUGCUCCAUUAUCGUUUAAUGGAAGCGAAACUCCCGCAAUCGGAAAAACUUUAUCCCUAGCGCUUGCAGUACGUUGAUUUAAAAUCGGGCUAGUGUAAGUGCGAAUAUCUUCACGUAGUGUAGGCAGUAGAGCACCGUUAUCUGACCUAAUCAAAUAUUUUCACUCGUCUGCACCAAUUGUCUUCAUAAAAAUGUUUUCGCUUGCCAAAUGGCUCUUUCUGUUCUCAUCAGUGACGCUGGUUGCCCUGCAAGGCCAAAAUCAGCAGAAUUUUGUGCCUCCAGAGGCGCAAGAUGGAAGACAAGGAAGAAAUCUUCUCGACUGGAUUGGUUUGGGCACUGGUCCUGAUCAGGAUCCGUAUUUAUCGCAAACAAACGCACAAUGUUUGAAUGGCGAUUUGGCGUCCUGCUUUCAGAGCAGGGCAUUGGCAUCACUUGACGACUUUUUCAACCAGCCUGCAUACGUUCUAACGGAAAAAGCCAGAGUUUUAAGACUACCAGAACAGCAUUUGCGAUCCCUUGGACAAGAAACUUAUGAAUACUCCUCAUCUCCCCGAUCAGAAGACUCUGAAUGGGAUUCGUUGGUCAAAUUUGGAAUGCGCAAGGUUGAGAAAUUUUUAAAGUCCACUGCCAUUGAAGUAGACUUUGAUAACGAAGUUACGGAAAGAGGAAAAUAUGAACCACGUUUUAUUGAUGAAAUUGCUGACGAAAUGGACGUAAUUGAGGACAAAAAAGAUUCAAUUUUCAAGAGGAAGCAACUGAAGAAACUCUUCAUCCCCAUGCUUCUAAUCCUGAAGCUAUUCAAGUUGAAGCUUUUACUUUUCUUGCCCCUAAUUCUGGGACUUGCAUCGUUUAAAAAAUUAUUGGGAUUCUUCGCCAUUUUGGUGCCAGGACUGAUCGCUUACUUUAAAUUCUGCAAACCCAACAUGCAGUCCAGCUUUGGCCCCAGCCACUUUGCAGGACCGCAUUAUUCCUCUGCCGGAAUUGCAUAUGCUCAACCUGCUCAACAUUAUCGUGAACAACCGAGCUUUGUGCAACCCCAGUCGUACCAUGAAGAAUACCCAGGCCACCAUGAAACCGGAUUUAGUUUCCGGGAUGAAAACGCAGCCCAACAGUUGGCUUACAAUGGAUGGAACGGGCAGUAUAGAAACUCUGGAAAGGACAUCCAAGCUGAGCCCGAAAAUGUGUCGAAAAAAUCGAUUCUACCCGACUCGUAGGCGAUGGAAAGUGAUGAAAAAGUACUUGUUAUGUGAUAUAAGUUAAGUAAUGUUGUUUCGUAAGUUGUUUAUUUAUAUUUGCUUAUUGUAAACGUUGCUAGUAACGUAGUAUUUAUUUAGGUGUAUAUAAUUGAAAUAAAUCAAAUUGUAACUGUAAUGAAAUAUAUAAUUUUGUAGUAGAAGUUUAUAAAGCAGCAAUUUAAAUAUCUCAUCCAUUUUAUGAAAAGAGUCGUUCUUUGAAACUCGGAGAGAAUGCUCGA
This is a messenger RNA of Dendroctonus ponderosae (mountain pine beetle), 1539 nucleotides long. RefSeq lists its product as uncharacterized. Bases 257 to 1279 code for a protein of 340 amino acids. The record is from RefSeq and is a predicted model, not a curated record. Lineage: Eukaryota; Metazoa; Arthropoda; Insecta; Coleoptera; Curculionidae. The transcript is spliced from 7 exons.